AAGAGUAAUUACAUGCUGACAUUAGUUGCUCAUGGUUUCAGUUUGAGACAAAAGAAAAAGAGGGAACAUAUUAUAGAAGGAGCUAAAGCUUGUAACUCUGCUUACGAUGGCAGGUAGGAUCAUGCACUGGACUAUUACGAAUGCCUGAGCUGCUUCAGGACCUGUCUGUGUACUAGACACUAUGACGACUAGAGCGCAUGAAGUAGGACUUUUGGUGCUUGUUGUUGCUGUGUUUGUUGAUAAAGUUGCGACAUGUAGCGUCUCAAAUCCACAAUGUUACAAAAAUACCACUAGACCUGAUGAUGAUUUCUUGUGUGAAUGGAAGGACCAAGAUCCUUCUCCAGAUGCUAUUUAUACCAUUUUUAUGCAGACCUCAUCUCUUAAUGAUAUUUCAUAUUCUAACCAGUUCGAUGCUGGCAAAAAGUUGUUCAAAAUACUACCUGUAGAAGAUUUAAUUACAGCACGUCUUUUAGACAUAUGGGUGCACAGACAAGUAUUCAACGUGACCUGCAGCUCGCCAACCAUAUCUGUGUUCCUGAAUAAUUCAGUUAAAUACAGUCCACCCAAUAUACAGAAAAAGAUAAGGUCAGCUGAAAAGCUCGUAUUAAGCUGGCCAAGAGUGAAUGACAACAGAGGUGCUAUUCAUGAGAUCAGAUGGAAGAAGAUUAAUGAUUCAUGGCAGAAUAAAACCUUUAAAACUGAGGAUGGUACAAAUAAUGGUAAUUUGGACUCCUACACAUUGCAGCUACAAGCGCACACCAGGUACCAGGUCCAAAUCCGACGCAAGGCCAAGCAAAGUCUCCUCUGGAGUCACUGGAGCCAGACCGUUGACAUUCCCAUUGAAAUUCAACAGCCUGUUGUUCAUUGGAGAGAAAAAACUCAUGGAGGAAAACGGAAAAUCACAAUCAAAUGGAAUAUUCCACCUCCUGAAGCCUCUUUUGGAGGUGUCUCGUACAAUCUGACAUUGAAUUUACCUUGCGAAAAGACGAAAAUGUAUACGACAGUGAACCACACUUUUAAAACUCUGGCUACAUAUUCUGAAGCCAGGGUGUCUCUUGUUGCUAUAAACAACGUAGGAAGCUCACCUUCUCAGGAGCUCGUUAUUCCACCUGUUGAACAUCUCAAAUCCUGCCACAGUGAUACCCACAAAGAUUCGCUACCAAAGCGUAAACGCUACUGCUUGGAGUGGUAUAAGCUUGAAGAUGGUGAGACCCGGCCAGCAAAAGUAAACAUCUCGAGGUCUAAUACACUUGAAGACAUUAAAAAAGAUAUGGAGAAAUUUGUGCGUUAUUACUACUUUCUUCACACUGGACGCAAAAAAAAUCUACGCACAAACAUCUCAUGUCCUGUUUAUUCCAAAGAAGGUGUACCUUCUUCACAGCCGAAAAAUGUCAUAGUUUUAAAUAUCACACAUGAUUCAGCUGUGCUAUGGUGGCAGUCAAUUCCAGUGCAGGAGCAGCAUGGGUUCCUGAAGCAUUAUGUAAUACGGAUAUCAAGAGAAGGCCACAAUGAAACAGGCCACCAUGAAGUGACAGCAAACAAAACCAGUUUCCUUUUGAGGAACCUUGAGCCAGGCUCCUCUUACACGGUCAAUAUUGCUGGGAGAACUGAAAUCGGAGAAGGGCCAAAUUCUACUAGGACCUUCUUCACGCUCAGUUCUUCUUCGACUGACAAUGGGAUAAAGAUGACCAAGAUCCUUAUUCCUGUGUGCGCAGUAGUGGUUCUAUUUUCAGCUGCAUUGUCUGUUGCAAUCAGAAGGUUAAGGAGAAAGCUGUUACCAAUAAUCCCAAGUCCUGUGAUCUCUCCAGCAGCUAUGCCUUGUAUGGACAAUAAGAAUAUGAAGCCCAUGACAGAGAAGGUGGAUGAUGUCAUUCUCUUGCCCCGUGAUGAUCAGGAUAUACACCGCCCCUUUCCCAGACAGAAACACACCACUUCACUACCAGACUUUGAGGUCAGUCUUCCAGAUGAAGACGAGGAAGACGAAGAUGAGGAUGAGGAUGAUGAUGAUGCUGAAAGUCAUUUUACUGGCUUAAUCUCUAGUGCCAUAACAAGUUCCUUUCCGAACCCUAAUUAUAAAGGACAGUUGCUUCAGUUUACUGAGAUGCUGGAGAUUGCAGACAAAGGGCAGACUGAAAGCUGUGAUGUCAACACACCCUCAUACAAGAACGGCCUCUUUUUUGAAAAUAGAACUGGGGAAAAUGAGGAGAUAUCAGUGCAAUCAUAACACAUAGUUUACUGGAAGUAUUACUGCAGCACCAUGAUCUGAGCCUGGAAAAAAAACACUGUGUGAAACUAAAUGGCAGAAUUAUUUUGGUUCAUUCCAGCUUUCUUUACUCUACAGAAUCUCUCAGGAGUUGUCUUAUACUGUAUAUUGACUGCACUUGGACAUGUGGGUACGUGCUGUUUGUGUGCACGAUUGUGUGAACAUGUGUGUGUGAGAAUGUGUGUGUUUGCGUUUAUAUCUUUUACGGUAAUGCAUGAGCUGUGUAUGUUUUGUGGGUCUUGUCUCAAUUUUGAUUUGCUUUGUAAAAAAAAACAUCCUCCAGCUCGAUAAAGUGCACUUACAUUUGUAAGGGUUACCAGUUAUUUAAAAUAUCAACACAAUUCAAACAAAGGAAUAGAAAGUUUUCUUCACAUUGUGUUUUAGUUAUUUGCAACAUGUGAUGGAAAUAACCAGGUUCUGAGAAAUGUUCUGAGAGCUUCUCAGCAAAAUGUUCAGUUGGUGGUGAUUACUCACUCUAACACCCAGUUGUGGUCACAGGUAUGUGUUUACUGUGCAGUCUGUGAGUUAAAUCGCUAAGCUUCAAAGGCAAAUACACCAACUGAUUUUAGUUCAAUAGAGAAAAAACAGACAUUUAACUACUGUAUACGACAAAAGGAUUUAUAUUAGCAGCAGCAUAACUCUGUAUAAUGCAUGUCAACUGUAUAGUGGGUUAUUGUGCUGAAGAAAAAAAAAAAGUUUGGCACAGAUCUGUCCCUAAAGAUCAGAUAAGAAUCAAGAGGAAAUGAAUGAUUAGCAUCUGAUUUGAUUUUAGAUGUAGUGGUUUAACCAUAGUUUGUAUGUGCCGAAAACAGAUGUGUUGUGUUUACCUACUGCAUAAGAUAGUACAGUACUAUUGAAAUCUUGACUCUGAUUGGUCAGACAGGUUCUGAUGUUUUUUCUUUUUUUUCUUCUUGAUGUAUUAUCAUUUGCAAGGUUUAUAUUAACGAGUACAUUGAAAUAUGUUAUUGUUUUUAUAAUUGAACCCUUUAACUGUCAUUCAUUCUGAAACAUGACCUUUUUUCCUGUGUGA
This is a messenger RNA of Tachysurus fulvidraco (yellow catfish), 3293 nucleotides long. It is a transcript of the gene il12rb1, whose product is annotated as interleukin 12 receptor subunit beta 1. Gene Ontology annotation, molecular function: cytokine receptor activity; protein binding. The transcript is spliced from 15 exons. The record is from RefSeq and is a predicted model, not a curated record. Gene Ontology annotation, cellular component: external side of plasma membrane. Gene Ontology annotation, biological process: cytokine-mediated signaling pathway. Lineage: Eukaryota; Metazoa; Chordata; Actinopteri; Siluriformes; Bagridae. Bases 182 to 2224 code for a protein of 680 amino acids.